AUGACUGUUGCUGCUACCACACAACCUGAAGCUACUAAGCAAAGCCAUCCCGGCUACUUUCGCAUUGUGCGUCAAGGCACCCCUGAACAAUACUCAAGCAAGCUUGUAGCCGAGCGUGAUUUUCCAAAGGGCAGUGUUAUUGCUCAACUUGAAGGCUUAACACCUGGUCCCAAGGCAUAUUCAUCCGUGCAAAUCUCAAAGACGGAGCAUAUUGAGCUCAACAGUGAUCUUCUUUACAUGAACCACUCCUGCGAUCCUUCCGUGUGUAUGGACAUUGACAAGCGUGCUAUCACUGCUCUCAAGGAUCUCCGUACCGGUGAUGAGCUUACAUUCUUUUAUCCUUCCACUGAAUGGGAUAUGGCACAGCCCUUUGAUUGCUGGUGUGGAUCUUCUCAGUGCAUUAAGCGCGUAAUGGGUGCUCGUCAUUUGCCUACCGAAACCCUCCAAAAGUUUUGCCUUGCUAAGCACAUUGAGGAAUUAGUUGCUGAACGUCAAUAA
Molecule: messenger RNA, 498 nt
Organism: Lichtheimia ornata
Lineage: Eukaryota; Fungi; Mucoromycota; Mucoromycetes; Mucorales; Lichtheimiaceae
Exons: 2
Coding region: 1-498 (165 amino acids)
Molecular function (GO): protein binding
Source: RefSeq, a predicted model, not a curated record